GCAACAUUUCCAGAUCGUUUUACAACAAUGUAGUAAUAUAAUUUAUUUAACAAAAUAUUUCAUCCAAAGUAUGGAAAUAUAUUAUUCCAAAAAUUGAAAAAUAUUAUAGCAAACUGUAACAAGUUUGUAACAGAUGUGAAUUUGUUGUGUAGGAACAUGACGUGUGGAUGUGAGGAGAAAGCACUGCUGAAAACCAUGAGCAGGGUGCUCGGUAAUUACCCAAGGGUGCAGCCUGAGAACAGACUUAGCCCGGCGCAAGACCGAGUCAGCUGUUAUAGAGUGGUGGGGAGGGGAAACCCAAAUCGAUCGGCGCAAUGCUGGCGCACGUGGACCGGACACGCGGCUGUUGGCGACCGACGAGGCGAAGAAGGCGCUGAUUGGUUUGGCGCGGUCUGGUGUUGGCGCAGAAAACACAAAACCCUUCUACAUGAUGCUGUUGGACUGGGUGUACCCGCACUACACGCCCAUCCUGCUGCACGCGAGCCACAGGUCACCACGCCAGUGCUCAAGCUGUUCAGACAACUGGUGCAGAACCGGUCGCAGCGGCUGCAGUUUGACGUGUCCUCACCUAACGGCCAGCAAGGUUAUCUGCAGCUAUGGAUUAAUCCAUGAUGGCUGAUUUUGCUUGAUAUCCUCUCUGCAUCACGAAUCCUCAUCCUCUUCGAUGAUUGAGAUCGGUGAAACUGGAAAAUUAGACUUAUGUGUAAACUAGAAAGAAUUGAUUUAUGAGUAAAUGAUAAAUAAAAACUAAUAAAAGGGAGAGAUAUAGUUUGAUUGUUGGAAAAAUUUGUGUGUUGGCACAUAAAGAAGAAAUUUGAAAACUGAGAAUUUGACAGGUGCGAACAUCCCUGCACAACUCCCCCAUUUUUGGAUGCGUUCUUGAUUCUUUCUUUUAUUUAUUAAGGUUUCAUCAUUAAGGAAAAAUACGCGCUAGUAAGCUGACUGCUUAUUAUAUGGUUUUAUACAAAUUUUGCAAGCUCUUGGUGUACAGAUUGGAGAUGUCAAAUGAAGCCAAUGUUGAAUUAUGUGGAAUCUGGAUUUUUUGAAGUUUGUUUGUUAGUUCUAUGUUAUUUUUACAGCAGUGUGUUCAUGGAAUGUUAUAUGUUGUCUUAUUGUUUUAUCUAGAUGUUUUGCUAGGUUGUGGGCCGGGGCUUGUGUGUGGUUAAUUAGAGGUCGAAUGGGUACAUCAGGUUUGUGGAUCUUGGGUAGGGCGUUCAAUUUGGGGGCUGAUGGGUUUAUGUUUUUGAGGUGUUUUUUGUUGGUAUGUGGUAUAAUAUGUUGGGUCUGGUUGAUGGCAUUCUUUAUUUGAGCCUGGUAUUUGAGAGUGGGGUCAUGUUCUAGUUCAAUAAUGUUGUUGUUUGUGAUGAAUUGCUCUACUUUUGAGUUUAGAUCAUCUUGUUUCAUUAUCACAGUGAUUUGUCCUUUGUCA
This is a messenger RNA of Nilaparvata lugens (brown planthopper), 1429 nucleotides long. RefSeq lists its product as uncharacterized. Lineage: Eukaryota; Metazoa; Arthropoda; Insecta; Hemiptera; Delphacidae. The coding region runs from base 157 to 612 and encodes 151 amino acids. The transcript is spliced from 3 exons. The record is from RefSeq and is a predicted model, not a curated record.